ACAGCGCCACCAGCUGCACGGCCGCCGCCUGGCCUCCUCCCUGGGCUCGUCUUCAUGUAGUGUGUAAGAUGGCGGACUUCCUGCCGUCCCGUUCAAUGUUGUCCGUCUGCUUCCCCAAUUGCGUGCUAAACAACCGGGAAGCCGACCAACAGCGCAAAUCUAAGGAAAUCGACAGAUGUAUCAACCGGGACAAAACGUAUUUAAAGCGACUGGUGAAAAUCCUGCUUCUUGGGGCCGGCGAAAGCGGCAAGUCUACUUUUCUGAAGCAAAUGCGCAUCAUACACGGCCAGGAUUUCGACCUGAGGGCCAAGGAGGAGUUCCGGGCCACUAUCUAUAGUAAUGUUAUUAAAGGAAUUAGAGUUCUUGUGGAUGCUCGAGAGAAGCUUCACAUUCCAUGGGGUAAUCCUUCAAAUCAGAAGCAUGGGGAAGUGAUGAUGGCAUUUGACACGCGGUCUGCUAUGGUAGCCCAUGGGAUGGUGGAGACUAGAGUAUUUGUAGAACACCUGGCGUCAAUAAAGGCAUUAUGGGCAGACAGUGGGAUACAGAAUGCUUAUGACCGGCGCAGAGAAUUUCAGUUGGGGGAAUCUGUAAAAUAUUUCCUUGACAAUUUGGAUAAGCUUGGUGAAAAGGACUACCUCCCAUCUCAGCAAGAUAUUCUGCUGGCUAGACGACCUACCAAAGGAAUACAUGAGUACGACUUCGAAAUUAAAAAUGUUCCAUUCAAGAUGGUGGAUGUUGGAGGUCAGCGAUCAGAACGCAAACGCUGGUUUGAAUGCUUCGACAGUGUUACAUCUAUUCUCUUCUUGGUGUCAUCAAGUGAAUAUGAUCAAGUGCUGAUGGAAGACCGUCAAACCAACAGAUUAACAGAGUCCCUAAACAUUUUUGAAACAAUAGUCAACAACCGUGUGUUCAGCAACGUCUCAAUUAUCUUGUUUCUAAACAAGACAGACUUGCUUGAAGAAAAGGUGAAAAUAGUGAGUAUAAAAGACUACUUCCCUCAGUUUGAUGGAGACCCACACUGUCUCUCUGAUGUCCAAAAAUUCCUAGUGGAAUGUUUUCGUAAUAAGCGAAGGGAUCAGCAGCAGAAGCCUUUGUACCACCACUUCACCACUGCCAUUAACACGGAGAAUAUUCGCCUUGUUUUCCGUGAUGUGAAAGAUACCAUUCUCCAUGACAACCUCAAGCAACUAAUGCUGCAGUGAUAGCUGGACUUUUUUAUUGUUUUUAUCUGUUUUUAUUGAUACUUCUGAAGUUUACAACAGGAGAAACAAAUUUUAUAGGUUUUUAUGCCCUUUUUGGGAUAUCUUACCACCAGCUUCUGUUGACCUUAUGGUUUUAAUGUUCCUGUUUUGCAUAACGUUGCCAUAUUUUACAGCAAACAAAAAAAAAACUUUACUCCUGACCUGUAAAAAAAAUAAACAGUUGGCGGCCAUGUUAUCUUGAGAUGUCAAUGGCUAGACAAUGUGGUACCCAUAGUAGAGCAAAGAAGUGGUGCUCCUCUCUGGGAAGAAAGUGGCUGCUGCAGUUUUGCAUGCUAUAGGAAAGUGUGGUGCAUAGUCAUUUCUCACCUUGUUAAAUUGUUGGAUCGUUCCCUUUUCAACUGUACAAGGCAAAGGAGCACAAGUGAUUUUAAAAUUUAGUUUUUUAAGGACUUUGAGCUAUAUUUUAGUUUUUAACAUAAGGGAUAUGAUGGUAGGAGUAACCUUGUGCUAGAUAAUCAACCCUUAAAUUAACAUACAAGGUAAUGUGGGGGAGGUGCAAAUUACUUUUCCAAUUUUUUUUUUUCCUUCUGAUACGCACUUUUUUUAUUUGAACUAAUGCUAGAAGAUAUUUGAUUUUGUCCCCUGCAACAAAACAAUAUUUACAUAUUUUUUUUAAGACAUUAUGGAAGUCAUAGAGGUUAAAAGCUGUAUUCCCCAUCACCACCACACACGCUAUGCUAGAUACAAUAGUAAUAUAGUUCUUGUAAAUCCUGUUUUUUUUUUUUUUAUAAAAAUACGCAUUCCCAUACCAAACAAUUACUCUUGGUCUCUUGUGAUCUUAUACACAGAUUUAGAAGUGCCUUAAGUCCUUCAUCUAAACCAACACUGUUAAAUAAUCGUGAACACUAUUUCACUGAAAGCCUUUUAAUUCUGUUAGCGUACUUAAUGACUGUUCUCCUGCUCAACUCUUAGCUGGAUUAUAGCAUACCAGAUUUUAGCAUUUUCCCUCCUUGGUUACGGAUGGGUUUUAUCAUGAAUGUACCUGUGAAAGAAAUCUAACCAAUUGGGUGUUAACAAUAUUAGGAACUGGAGUUAUUUUAUUACAUGCAACUUCUGAAGCAGAGAAUUUGUGAAUGUGGUUAUUUUAUGCCACUGUUUACUAGUAAUUAAAAAGAUGUAUAUUGUACUCUAGACAGUGAAUUAUUUUUGUUUAAACCAUUCUCUAGCUAAUAAAACUUCAAUUUCUCAAAAACUUUUUUUAAGAUGCUUGGGUGAGGAGUAAAUAAAAUGGACUUAUAUUUGAGUAAUUAAAAAUGUUGUGAAUUUUAACUUUGCAAGUGUACUGGAGGGAUUUUUGUAAGUUAAGAAAUUAUACUUUUUGGGGUGGGGGGAAUGAUGGUCUUGCACAAUAAGGUUUUUUUCUACCUUCCACUAUAUAUAGAAUAUAUUUAUAUAGAAAUCUCACAUCACAGAUUUUGCUUCUCAUGGUUUUUUUGUUUGUUUUUUUAUGUGUUGAAUAUAAGGGUUUGUCUAUUAGUGCCAAAAUGAAUCACUGAAGGAAGCCUAUAUUAACAGAUGUCACAGAAUUGUUUAGCAAUGUUAGAUACCAGCCUUUCUCAGUUGUGGUGCCUUUUACAUCUGUUCAUAAACCCAUUUUAGUGUAUUUAUUCUGAAGGCUAUUAGUACCAUAUGUAAUUUACCAUUUAGAAUACCCUAUGAUAUCCAUGUUAUGCUUUUUUUAUGUUGGCCAACCUAUGAAAUAUCUCAUAAAUCAACUCACAUUAGAUCUGUUGGAAAAGCUUAAUAAAUAUCAGCACUUUUUCCACUGGGUGAUGAUACUUAACUGCCUAAAAAGUUCAUUGUUUUAAAGAGACUUCAAAUUCAUUCUGUAUGAAAAAAAGGUUAAUGGGACCCUAAACCCAAAAUAUUUUACUAUGCAUAGUAAGAAAUACAUUUGUAAUUUUAAUUACUGUUCCCAUACGUAAUUUUACAGGAAAUAAGUUAUGUUCACACAUUUACUGUUGCAGCUCCACCUGCUCUAGUGUUGGGAACAGAUGAGCUGAAAUGCAAAAUGUUUAGUUAUCACUAGAAUGUUUAUUUUUGGAAUAAAAUGUACUGAUACAAUA
This is a messenger RNA of Bombina bombina (fire-bellied toad), 3328 nucleotides long. RefSeq names its product G protein subunit alpha 13 (gene GNA13). Gene Ontology annotation, cellular component: heterotrimeric G-protein complex; brush border membrane. The record is from RefSeq and is a predicted model, not a curated record. Gene Ontology annotation, biological process: adenylate cyclase-activating G protein-coupled receptor signaling pathway; Rho protein signal transduction. NCBI's taxonomy places the organism in Eukaryota, Metazoa, Chordata, Amphibia, Anura, Bombinatoridae. The transcript has 4 exons. Bases 69 to 1202 code for a protein of 377 amino acids. Gene Ontology annotation, molecular function: guanyl nucleotide binding; GTPase activity; G-protein beta/gamma-subunit complex binding.